AUGACGUCUACACUCUCUUCUGCGGCUGCGGCCACGACGACGCCCUGCGCAGGUCUCUACACGUUGCCUACCUACAAUGCCAACUGUGCUAUGCCCUAUGGCGGCAACCACACGGAAAUCAUGACCAAGUGCUGCAAGAAUGCCGACGUCGUCAGCUACCACGACAGCUGUGGUCUCUACUGCCUCGCUGUAGACCAGACCAUCCAGGACCUCUAUCUCUGUCUCUACGCCAAUGGCGCCAAGUACUCGGAAGUCUUCUGCAGCAAUGACAACAACGCCACCGCUUCGGGAGACAUUUCGUCUAUUCCCACCGGCUAUCAAGCUUCGGUCGUGGUUGGCACCCAAACCGACACCAUCACCUCCCACACCGGCACAACCCAUACUGGCACCACCGGCAAGACUACCACCAGCACCGCCACCUCUGACGCCACCAAGACUGCGAGCAGCAGCAGCGGCAGCAGCAGCAGCAAGAGUGCGGCCUCUGAGACGCGGCCACUGGCGAUCGUGAACACGCUGGGCCUCGCCAUUAGUGCCUUGCUCGUCUCGGCGGUUGCCUUUGGCGUGCAGCAGAUUUGA
Grosmannia clavigera kw1407 is the source of this 576-nucleotide messenger RNA. RefSeq lists its product as uncharacterized. The transcript has a single exon. NCBI's taxonomy places the organism in Eukaryota, Fungi, Ascomycota, Sordariomycetes, Ophiostomatales, Ophiostomataceae. The coding region runs from base 1 to 576 and encodes 191 amino acids. The record is from RefSeq and is a predicted model, not a curated record.